Molecule: messenger RNA, 573 nt
Organism: Lactuca saligna
Lineage: Eukaryota; Viridiplantae; Streptophyta; Magnoliopsida; Asterales; Asteraceae
Source: the annotation of a GenBank genome assembly
AUGGAUGAAAUAUGGGUCAUGGAUCAAGUUAUAGUUGCUUAUAGUGUCAUGGUCCAUGUGGCAGUUGGUUAUAGUGUCAUGGUAACACCUAUAGAUGACAUAUGGGUCAUGGGAUUCUUAUAUGGGUCAUGGGUCAAUGUGGUAAUUUCUUAUAGUGUCAUGGGGAAGUAUUUUUUGUUAGGAGAAGACGAAGCAUGGAAACAAUUGCUUCAAGAAGCAGCCAAUAAGGGACAGUUGGAUGCGGUAUUCAUUCUAGGAAUGUUGUUGAUGGCCGAAGGCAGUGAAAGGAAGCAAGAAGCUCUGAUCAUGUUGAAUAAUGCUUACAUUAAUACAAGAAGAAGUUGGAAUCUGAGACAAACCGGCUACAAGGUUCGAAGCUACUUGGUUAGGCGAAGGAGAUCAAAGCAGAUACAAUUGCAAGGCUUGAAUAAAAGUUAUGCAAAGCAUCCUUUUGUGAGCAGAUAUGGAAAAUCUUUUAUGCAUGAAUACAGUUGGUUGUUUAAUUGUGAUAUUUCUUUGUGGGAUGCAUGUUUGGUUAAGUUUGCUAAGAUGUUUGACAUUAGUUUAGAGUAG